AUGCUGCCAGAGUAUCAUUCUCUUGACCGGGAGACACCCCUUUUCCGGACACCAUUUGGCAAAUUUGCCUUCAGGGUGGUAUCUCUGCCCUUCUUCAGCUUCCUCUUCUGCGUUUUGUGGUCUGUGGUGUUCUACUUUGACCGCGCAACAGCCACUCAUUGUCAUGUUUACAAUUUUCUGCCAUCAAUCUCUGCGGCAAUUGGAAGUUACCAGCCACAGAGAUUCAUCUGGCAGGUGGCUAUCUGUGCUCAUGCUGUGCCUCGUUUCAUGGUGGCCUACAUGUACUUGAGGUACUAUCGAUCGUGCGUCAGGAAACGCUGGCAUUUUCUCGUUAAUUCCGCCACAAUGCUCAAUGUUGUGGAGAAUGGAGCACUCCUUGGCUUAUCCCUCUUCACAUCCGUGGACAGCUAUGAAAUCCACAAAUUCUGCUUCAUCACCUUUAUUGCCACAUCUGAGCUGUACAUGCUCGUGUCCUACAUCAUGAACAUCAAUCUCAGGCGAGGGGAUUCCUUGACAAAGCUAGAAGACAAAUCCAUCAGAUUCAAAGGAUACCUCUGCCUCAUCAACAUUGUUUCCUUCUCCCUCGCUGGCUACUUCUUCCUUCGGCACAAUUCCUACUGUGAACCAGGUGUUUAUUCUCUCUUUGCGCUUUUUGAGUACAUCGUCGUCCUGACCAACAUGGGAUUCCACAUGACGGCCUACUGGGACUUCCAUGGGCGUUGGAUCUCCUUCUCCUGGACCACAGGUCUCUACUUCUCUCAAAAUUAAGACAAAAAACCAAACAAAACGUCCAGAGAAAAGCUUCUCGCGAUUCCUCCGGGAUCAUCCAGCAACAAAAGUAUAUAUAUAUUUUAUCAAAUCCACAAAUGACUCCCCCUUUAUUAUUCAAUUGGGGCAUUGGAUUGCUAGAAAUUUUUGUAUUUUAAUGUAAUUUUUAAGCUAAAUGGGUGCAAUUAUAUAUUUCUUCCGCCAAA
Molecule: messenger RNA, 974 nt
Organism: Phlebotomus papatasi
Lineage: Eukaryota; Metazoa; Arthropoda; Insecta; Diptera; Psychodidae
Gene: PGAP2
Product: post-GPI attachment to proteins factor 2
Exons: 2
Coding region: 1-768 (255 amino acids)
Biological process (GO): GPI anchor biosynthetic process
Cellular component (GO): endoplasmic reticulum membrane; Golgi membrane
Source: RefSeq, a predicted model, not a curated record